Molecule: messenger RNA, 2047 nt
Organism: Hippocampus zosterae (dwarf seahorse)
Lineage: Eukaryota; Metazoa; Chordata; Actinopteri; Syngnathiformes; Syngnathidae
Gene: mfap5
Product: microfibril associated protein 5
Exons: 6
Coding region: 57-464 (135 amino acids)
Biological process (GO): embryonic eye morphogenesis
Cellular component (GO): microfibril
Source: RefSeq, a predicted model, not a curated record
CUUUUUUUUUGUCUGACCUUUUCCUCUUUCCUCGUUUGUCAAGCUCAACCAUUGCGAUGGGCAACCUUUCAGUGUUCCUGCUCCUCUGCGGUCUCCACGCACUCACAGGUGUCGUCCAAGCCCAGAAGAUCGAGACCACCGAGGCACCCGCCGGGACCGUCCCGCCAGCCAACUGCAGGGAGGAGAUGUACCUAUGCACCAGGAUGUACUCGGUCCAUCGGCCCAUCAAGAGAUGCGUGGGCGAACGCUGCAUUUACAGCCGCCAUCGCGUCUACGUGAUCAACAAUGAGAUUUGCACCAGGACGCUGUGCGAAUAUGAGGAGAACCUCAAAGCCGAGCUGUGCCGAGAGUUGUCCGGGUGGCCCAAGCGUAUCCAGAGGUCAUCGAAUAGGAAACGCUGCCGCAAUCGCCGUGGCAACCCUCAAACCUGGGCAAACAAGGCCCGGCGGGGGUCUCGGGCAUAAUUGCGUCAAAGUCCAGGUGGGAGCCCCGUCGACAUGGAACUGCGGGGACGUUGUCAGCAAAACAGUCCACAACACUAUAAAUCUCACGCUCAAUGCCGGCGGGGGCCGUUCCCCCCCCCCCACACACACACACACGUGCAUGCGUGUGCUGAGUCACAUCGAUGUUUAUGUGCCCUCACUUUUCAUUGCCCGUGACGAGCGUGCGUUUCACGGAUGGUGUCGGGCAGGUUUAAUGGCCCCUUUCAAAAAGGGGCCACGGAAAGCCGGCAGAGCAUGGAUGCGCUAUCCUGGAUACCCAACCGAAAAGGUCCAUGUAUGUUGUACUCACGUGCGAGACGAUUCGGUGGAAUGACGUCUUCCGAGCAACGCUUAUUCCGCUCCCGGUGCCCCAUCGGGCCACCUACAGAAAACCAUUGGAGCAGUUAUUCCAUCGACUUAAUCUACAGCUAAAGGCCCAUGUACUCGAAUGUGCUUCGACAAUUGACUCACCGGUCCCCACCGCCCCCCUCCUACUACUAGUGCCACUUAUUAGUACUAGUAUGAAACCUAACUAUGGAACAUUCUUUGAUAUUCUUGAUAUCUGGCUUCAGGGCCAUCUAGCUUCCCAAGCAGGACUUUGGCAUUCUAGUAGGACCUCUGCAUGAGAGCGACGCUCCUAGUGAAGCAUUUGUUGCAGAGUUUAGGAUGCGUAACAUGUCGCCGCGCUACCAGUAUGUCAACGUUGUCCUAAGAUGGAGGACAAAGAGUGGACUUGUGUACGGACAUGGCAGACUCCCAAUUGACUCUGUACAACUUUUUUGGGAUUGGUUUUUUUUUUGUUGGAGGUUUUGGGCAGUUCCAUAUGCCUCCUAAUUUUCAUGGCUCGAGAUGAAAUUUUCCAACAAAAGGUGCGUUGUUAAAAAUAUUUAGGGGGCACUACUGAGCCAUUUUGAAGAAAUUGCCCAAUAACGCUCCAACAUUUAUUUAUUUAUUUUUUUUACCUAACCCAACUAUUACCCUAUUUUCCGCGCUAUUAAGUCGCACCGAAAAGCAUUCAAUUUUCUCGUAAUCUUCUGUAAAACGCUUCGUUAUAGCUACAGCGGUUGUGAAAGCUCGAUGUUAAAAAAAAAAAAAACAUAACAAAGCUGCAAUGUCUUGUAUUCUCUUUAGCGGAGCUCCAUCUAGUGGACGCACAAUACAACCACAUCCAUUUUUUUUUUUUUGCCGAGCUUGAUGUAAUUCGCCUCGGAUUAUACCCACAAAAACAGCAUCAUUUUCCUUUGCAAAGAGCGCAUCGCCACGGCAACGGACCGAAUUCCCACUGGUGGGGGAAACAACUUUGUAGACAAAACAUCUAUGAGUGGGCUCAAUUGAGUACAAUGGGCAUAUGGACCUGAAGUUGGAUAUCGACGAUAGCAAAUAAAUGCUUCAUCAGCUUUUUAGAUCAAGUCUAGUCAUCACCCAAAGCCCCCCCCCCUUUGACAUUGGAAGGUGCUAAUUCCUAAUCCAUGACGCAUUACACGCACCGUUGAUCAUACCGACACUUGAUUUUGUUUCCUCACGCAUUUUUCUUUGUUGAAGAAAUAAAGUACAUCCAAGUUGCA